Messenger RNA from Physcomitrium patens, 647 nucleotides. The record is from RefSeq and is a predicted model, not a curated record. Lineage: Eukaryota; Viridiplantae; Streptophyta; Bryopsida; Funariales; Funariaceae.
AUGGAAAGAAUCCUGGAUUCGACCAGAGGCACCCACCCCCGCGUUCCAGCGACCUCGGAGAUAGGCGACGCCACGUUGGCAAGCCCCCUCGGAAAACUUGUUACUGCCCUCGUUGCCGGGCUCAACAGACAGUCCCGCAUUCUACAGCCGCGGCCAAACUGCGCGGAGAGCUCAGAAUGGGCUACUACAGACAUUCUUCCUGGAUUAGAAGAGGAGGGUUUACGACAACUCUAUCCAACUGGUUCUGACGUUGAUUACAAGAAGGAGCUGCGGGCUCUGAAUAGAGAACUUAUUCUCCAGUUCUUGGAGCUGAUCGACGCAUUAAUAGAAAGACCUUCACAGUCAGCCCGUUGUGUUGAAGAUAUCACCCUAAUAUUGCGAAAUGUUCAUCACUUGUUGAAUUCUCUUCGUCCACACCAGGCAAGAGCAACCGUGAUACAUAUGCUGGAGGCACAAUUAAUUAGGCGGAAGGAGGCCCUCGCAAAGAUUCGCAGAAAGAGAGCAGAGGCUCGAGCAAUGCUUCAAGAGUUUUCAGUCACUCUGUAGAUCAUGCUAGAUUGCUUUGGCUCAAGUUUAGAAGUUCCUGUGGACGGAUCUUGUAUAAACAACAAUUUUUGAAUGUGUAUAAAGCUAGCUCUUUCUUGACA